This is a messenger RNA of Gregarina niphandrodes, 537 nucleotides long. RefSeq lists its product as hypothetical. The record is from RefSeq and is a predicted model, not a curated record. The annotation marks the transcript as partial. The transcript has a single exon. Lineage: Eukaryota; Apicomplexa; Conoidasida; Eugregarinorida; Gregarinidae.
AUGCCGCUGCUGGGGGGUGGUGGGAGGAAGAAAACGCUCUCAACGAUCGGCGUCACGGCCAGGCCGAUUGCCGCGCACGAGUACCUCCGACAACCGCGGGACAGAUUGUUGCUGGAUGCACUCCGGCAGUCGAUCGAGCGGAGCCGGUUGCGUGUCCCCCGUGUGUCCGAGUUGCUGGACGUGAAGUCGUUGCCCGACACGAACACGGCACACGCGGCACAGACCCUCGCCGAGCACGUGCUUGCCGCCAGUAAAAACGGGCCCGCGAUGGGGCCGGAAGGCGACGCGGGUCCGGAAGAGGCGAGGCCGAAAGGCGUGGGUCCGAAAGAGACGCUUACUGGUCGGAAUCCCCCGUAUUGGACCCCCACACGUUGGAAUGAGCGGAUUCGCGCGCUGCCGAAGCUCGAGGCGCAGUUCGACGAAGCGGCCUCCGCGCGCUGGGAUUCGAACCUGCGCGCGCUCACGCGCGGCAAAGCCGCAAGCGGCCAGUCCGAGCGUGCCCGCAGGGAGCAAGCAGCCUCGCUCUUUCCGGAAAUA